GCUCGUUAGCUACGAUGGAGGCUGUAGUGGGAGCAGAGACCGGGUCCCAGAACAGGAAUGGGGAGAUGGAUGUGAGCGGCGCUGUUAAAAUCCCAGAGCGGCUGCUUCGGAGGGAGCAGGAGCGGCAGGAGGAGGUUGAGCGGCGCAGGGAAGCCAUGGAGAGCCAGUCUGUCACGGAGGAGAAAGUAGACUACUUCUCGAGCACGUUUGGCGCCGAGAGGGCCGCCAUUGAGGCGUUGCUCUCCGGCGUCUGGGAUGCUGACAGCAGCCGGGCGGCGCAGCUCCUGGAAGAGGUCUCAUCCCGGACGCAGCAGCUGCGCAAGUUCCUCAACGACAGUAUGGCGUUCCUCACCAAGUACGAGUGCAGGCAGGCGCAGGCGGCGCUGCAGAGGCUCCAGAGCUCCCUGGAUGAGAAGCGGCAGCAGGUCCUUCCCAAGAAGAAGUUCAAUUUCAAGGCCCGCAGCGCCGCAGCGACUAGGACCAAAGGCGUACCUCUUCCAGAGAAGGCGGGGCCGUUGGAGUCGAAACCUGAUGCCAAGGGUGGUGCUGAUGUCGGCAUCCAGGUGGUGGAUGGAGGCGGGAACAGCUGCGGCUUUUCCAGUGCUCACGCGCAGGUGCUCACAAAGGACCCCGAGGACAUCCACCAGCGGGACGUGCUCCUCACGCAUCUGACCGGCUGCACCGUGAAGCUCCUGGGCACCCCGGCCACACUGCACAUCAAAGACGUGCGUGACUCGGAGGUGCUUUGCGGCCCCGUGUCCGGCUCGGUGUUUGUGGACCGCUGCUCCGGCUGCACCCUCGCCUUUCCCUGCCAGCAGCUGAGGACCCACAACACCACGGACACCCGUGUCUACCUGCACGUCACCAGCCGGGCCAUUGUGGAGGACUGCAGCGGCGUCAGCUUCGCUCCGUUCAGCUGGAGCUACGAGGGGAUGGACGCCCACUUUGAGGCUUCUGGACUGGAUCGUGGCAAGAACAACUGGGACAAGGUGGAUGAUUUCAACUGGUUGGCUGCGGAUACACCGUCUCCCAACUGGUCCAUCAUUCCCGAGGCGGAGCGGCGGACCACCUGGGACUGAUGGCAUCUGUACCUUUGUGCACGCAGCAGCUGUGACAAUGACAGUGACACUCCUCACGGUCGAGAGGCAUCCUGCCAUCAUGUGGACAGAGGAGAUGGUUUGGAAUCCAUACCCUUCCAAUGGGCUGUGCACAGGGGCGGACUGACCAUCUGGACUUUCUGGAGAAGUCCAGAACAGCCGUCCGUCUGACGGCCGUUGGCCUGGCUGGUUCAUCAUCAAAGAAAAACUGUCAGAUUAAGUGACGUUGACAGCCGACAAAAGGGGGCACUAAUACAAUAUUUCUUUGCUUAUAAUAAACCGAAACUGACGCAAAGGAGAGUGGGCUCAUGAUGGCAAGCAAAAAACGUAAAGAUAAAGGCGGUUGGGAGAAACUAAAAGAAAAAAAGCGAAGUCCUUAGAGACCGGCGCUACAAAAUGCAAAAAAAUAACAGAUGUUUGGCACUAGUGUUGCCAGCCGUAGUAGCCCUAAUCUUGAGCCUGAUGAGGGAGAGACAGCAGCAGUCGCUCCUGAGCCAAUGGUUCUGGUGAGCAGCCUGUCAGGACAGUUACAUCAGGUUACCUUUGCCCGCCUCUCUCACUAUGUAUAGAGCAUGUAGCCUAUGAACAGCACUAUAGUAAAAUUCCAGGUCCGAACGUUCACUGCUAUUUAUCACUCCGCGUUGUCUGACGUGAAUAUUCCAUUCAUUCAUAAUGAGACAGCAGCGAUUCUACAACGGGUUACAACAUUGCUACCGAGUUAGAAAAUAGAGUAAAUGAAGUAGCCUAAGGUGAUUGCUCCGAUUAACGUGUAACAUGAAAAUGAGCGAGUUUGCAAAUAAUUUGUGCACAUAUCGUGACUUUUGUCGUUGCGUGGCAACAGUAGACACCAAAACGAUAUUAUUUUGAUCGUGGCAUGUAGGCUAACCCAGCCAAUAUCCAAGUGCACACCCAUUCAUCCCGUUUUAAAUUGCCCACGAACUCACUCAAAACAAACAGAAAUGAACAGUUCUAAUGGUGCUACGUGUCAGUUUUUGCAAAAUCAGGUGUUCUCACGUUAUCUACAGCUGAAAUUAUAGCAAGGCUAUAAUUCUCCCCAAGAUUGAG
Scleropages formosus (Asian bonytongue) is the source of this 2162-nucleotide messenger RNA. RefSeq names its product tubulin folding cofactor C (gene tbcc). Gene Ontology annotation, biological process: tubulin complex assembly; post-chaperonin tubulin folding pathway. Gene Ontology annotation, molecular function: tubulin binding. Gene Ontology annotation, cellular component: cytoplasm. Bases 15 to 1079 code for a protein of 354 amino acids. The transcript has 2 exons. NCBI's taxonomy places the organism in Eukaryota, Metazoa, Chordata, Actinopteri, Osteoglossiformes, Osteoglossidae. The record is from RefSeq and is a predicted model, not a curated record.